Molecule: messenger RNA, 228 nt
Organism: Fonsecaea pedrosoi CBS 271.37
Lineage: Eukaryota; Fungi; Ascomycota; Eurotiomycetes; Chaetothyriales; Herpotrichiellaceae
Exons: 2
Coding region: 1-228 (75 amino acids)
Source: RefSeq, a predicted model, not a curated record
AUGAGCACCUCCGACGGCUCCGCUUCCACCAGCGAGGCUCCAGCCAGGGUCAAGAACGUCGAGAACCAGGCUGCACUGAGGAAUGGACCUCAAGCACAAACGGACACUCCGCAAGCGUUGGCCGAGUACGGCGAAUACCUCGGUCGAUGUAUCGCCAUGGCUGAUAGCCAGCGCGCCACGUCUCAGACAAGCAAGAAGCGCAAAUGGUCUUUUGCCUCCAAAAAGUGA